This is a messenger RNA of Callorhinchus milii (elephant shark), 5699 nucleotides long. It is a transcript of the gene si, whose product is annotated as sucrase-isomaltase (alpha-glucosidase). Lineage: Eukaryota; Metazoa; Chordata; Chondrichthyes; Chimaeriformes; Callorhinchidae. The record is from RefSeq and is a predicted model, not a curated record. Gene Ontology annotation, biological process: carbohydrate metabolic process. Gene Ontology annotation, molecular function: carbohydrate binding; alpha-1,4-glucosidase activity.
UAACACUUGGAACAUUAUGGGGUGCAGAAAAAAGUAUUCUGGUUUAGAAUCCUCACUUGUUGUUGUGUGUCUCAUCGCUUUUGUUGUGGCGGUCGUUUUAAUUGCACUUUUGGCCACUGGGGAACCUGGAACCUGUAGAUCAGUCAAAGCUGAAGUACCCUUUGCAGCAGACUGUCCAUCCUCUGUUCCCAAUGGUGAUCGAAUUAACUGUUUCCCUGAUGGAGGUGCUACUUUGAAAAAAUGUGAAGAACGAGGCUGCUGUUGGAAACCGAUAGAAGAUAGAAAUGUGCCCUGGUGCUUCUUCUCGAAGAAUCAGGGAUACACAGCUCAGAAUAACCAAGUCAAAACACGAGCAGGGUUUCAAGUUCACUUGAAACGAAUGCCUUCUCCUUUCCCUUUUGGGAAUGUUGUUGAAAACUUAGUGUUGACUGGGGAAGAGCAGACAGAAAAUCGUUUCCGAUUCAAGAUUACCGAUUCUAGCAAGAGACGAUUUGAAGUUGAUCAUGAAAAUAUCAAGCCUUUCACUGGUAAAGCAGUGUCGAAUCCAAACUACGAAGUCAGUGUUAAUCAGAAUCCUUUUGGAAUCAAAAUCACCAGAAAGUCCACAAAAACUGUCUUGUUUGAUACUUCGGUGGGACCUUUGCAAUUUGCUGAUCAAUUUAUACAAAUAACAGCCAAACUUCCCACGCACAACAUCUACGGACUAGGAGAGCACGUUCAUAAACAGUACCGUCACGACACGUACUGGAAAACCUGGCCUAUCUUCGCCAGAGAUGCUUUCCCUAAUGGGAACAUGGACAAUCUCUAUGGCCACCACACAUUUUUUAUGUGUCUGGAAGAGGAGAGUGGAUUAUCCUUUGGUGUGUUUUUGCUGAAUAGCAAUGCCAUGGAGGUUGAACUGCAGCCAACUCCAGCAAUAACAUAUCGAACAAUAGGUGGAGUCCUGGAUUUUUACAUCUUCUUGGGUUCUUCACCUGAACAUGUUGUUCAGGAAUACUUAACGCUGGUUGGCAAACCCAUGAUGCCAGCAUACUGGAUCCUGGGAUUCCAACUUAGUCGCUGGGGUUAUAAAGAUCUUGAUGAGGUUUUGGCAACAGUGGAGAGGAACCGCAAAAUAGACCUGCCAUAUGAUACCCAAAUCAUUGAUAUCGAUUACAUGGAGAACAAGAAGGAUUUUACUUAUGAUAAAGUGAAUUUCAAAAAUCUCCCAAGUUUUGCUGAUAACUUACAUGACAAUGGACAGAAAUUCAUCCUCAUUUUGGAUCCUGCGAUUAGCACCGAAAAACUGAUAAAUGGGCCGUACGAAACAUAUGAUAGAGGCACAAAGAUGGGUGUAUGGAUUAAUGAAUCUGAUGGAAAGACGCCCAUUGUAGGAGAGGUGUGGCCCGGGGAGACCGUCUUUCCUGACUACACAAACCCGCAGUGCAUUAAGUGGUGGCUGGAUGAAUGUGAACGGUUCUACAAAGAAGUAAAAUUCGACGGAAUCUGGAUUGAUAUGAACGAGGUGUCCAGCUUCAAGCAAGGUUCAAAGAAAGGAUGUAAUAGUAACCAAUGGAACCAUCCACCUUUCAUCCCAAGGAUCGUUGAUAAUGUAAUGUACUUCAAGACCGUUUGCAUGGAUGCUAAGCAAACUGCAGGAAUUCAUUAUGAUGUCCACAGUCUAUAUGGUCACUCAAUGACACUGGCGACUGAAGAAGUGAUUAAAAAGAUCUUCCCCAACAAACGAAGUGCUAUUCUUUCCCGAUCAACUUUCGCCGGAUCAGGAAAAUAUACUGGACACUGGCUGGGAGAUAACGGAGCAAAUUGGAAUGACAUGAAAUGGGCAAUUCCUGGAAUGCUGGAGUUUAACCUUUUUGGCUUUCCCUACAUUGGAGCUGAUAUUUGUGGCUUCUUCGGUAAUGCAGAUGAAGAUCUUUGCAGUCGCUGGAUGCAAGUUGGAGCAUUUUAUCCAUUUUCCAGGAACCACAAUGCUGAGGGAUACAAGCCUCAAGAUCCUGCUUUUUUUGGUGAAACGUCCCUUCUAGUGAACACAUCAAGACAUUACCUGAAUAUCCGAUAUACAUUGCUGCCUUACCUCUACACUCUCUUCCACGAGGCUCACGUCAAUGGAAGCACAGUGGUUCGUUCAUUGCUUCAUGAGUUUCCUUCAGACAAUCAAACAUGGACUGUGGACCGACAGUUUCUCUGGGGACCUGCUCUUCUCAUCAGCCCAGUGCUGGAUCCUAAGACAACAAAAAUACAAGCUUACUUUCCUGAUGCAGUUUGGUAUGAAUAUGAGACGGGUGGCUCCAUAUUUUCUCAAAAGCAAUGGGUAACUCUGCAACUACCAGAAGAUAAAUUAGGACUUCAUGUCAGAGGUGGCUUUGUCUUCCCAACUCAGCAACCAGCUAACUCUACAUUUUAUAGUCGGAAAAACCCCAUGGGUCUUCUUAUUGCGCUUGAUGAGCAAGGAAGGGCUGAAGGGCGAUUGUUCUGGGAUGACGGGGAAUCCAGAGAUACAUUCGAAAAGGAACAAUAUAUCUCCUAUCGGUUUUCAGUAGCGCAGGAUGUUUUAAAACUCGAAGUGUUAAAAAAUGGAUAUAAAGAUCCAAACAAUCUUCAAUUUGAAGAAAUUACAAUCCUCGGUCUCCAAUACCUUCCAAGAAAUGUCACUGUGAAAAAGGGAGCUGAUGAGAUCGUUAUACCUGAAAGCGAUAUUGACUAUGACAAGUCAACUAAGGUUACUCUUAUAAAAGGGCUUCAACUUGUACUAGGAGAGGCAUAUACAGUAGAAUGGAAAUCCACACCGCGGGAUGUUGAGAAGAUUAAUUGUAACCCUGAAGGAUAUAUAACUGAAGAAGCCUGCAAAAAUCGUGGUUGUCAAUGGGAUGAGUUGCCUCACAAAUCUGAAGUGCCUUCCUGCUUCUACCCAUAUGACUAUGGUUAUCAAAUUGAUUCAAGCUACGGGAUCGUUAAAUCACAAGCCAGAAUGAGCACACAAGUUAAACGGAACACAAAGUAUCCUGAACGCUUCAAGGGCCAGACCCCGACUAUCGAAGUUCUAAAGAUUGAGGUCACGUCCCUGAAUCAGCACAUGCUGAAUUUUAAGAUUUUUGAUCCAAAAGAAAAGAGAUAUGAAGUUCCAAUCCCGCUUAACAUCCCAAAUGUUCCAGCAAACGAAACCUUUGAACAACUUUAUGAUGUACAAUUAACCUAUAAUCCAUUUGGGAUUAUGGUUAAAAGAAAGAGCAGCAAUGCAGUAAUCUGGAAUUCUCAAGUUGGAGGCUUCACGUUUACUGAUCAGUUCAUCCAGAUUUCAACCAGCCUUCCUUCAGAAAAUAUUUAUGGACUUGGAGAAACUGAACAUUCUAGCUUCAAGCUUGAUCUUAACUGGAAUACUUGGGGAAUGUUUGCCAAGGACCAACCUCCUGGACAUCAAUUGAACAGCUAUGGGAGCCAUCCUUUUUAUAUGUGUCUCGAGAACGAUGCCAAUGCCCACGGUGUGUUCCUGUUCAACAGCAAUGCAAUGGAUGUAACACUGCAAGAGGCUCCUACUCUGACAUAUCGUAUCCUUGGAGGAAUCCUGGACUUCUAUGUCUUUCUCGGUCCAACCCCAGAAAUGGUUGUUCAACAGUACACCGAGCUUAUUGGUCGCCCGGUUCUGCCACCAUACUGGUCCCUAGGAUUCCAGUUAUGUCAAUACGGAUACAAGAAUAUUGAAGAAGUAGCUACCUUAUACAAAAACAUGAAGAAGGCACGAAUACCAUACGAUGUGCAAUAUUUUGACAUUGAUUACAUGGAGCGCCAGCUGGACUUUACAAUUGAUAAGGAUGAUUUUGCAACUAUGCCACAACUGGUUAACGAAAUGAAAGCUGAAAGAAUGCGAAUCGUUAUUAUUUUGGACCCAGCAAUUUCCGGAAAUGAAACAGUGCCAUACAAAGCCUUCACCAGCGGAUUAGACAACGAUGUAUACAUUAAAUGGAAAAAUAGUUCUGAUAUUGUGUGGGGAAAGGUAUGGCCAGAUUUUCCAAACGUGACUGUUGACAGCUCAAAAGAUUGGGAUUAUCAAGUGAAGCAUUAUCGCUCAUUCGCUGCGUUCCCAGAUUUCUUCCGCAAUGAAACAAAGGAGUGGUGGUUUGCAGCAAUAAAAGAAUUUUAUGACAAUCCAGACAACCCAAGUGCAAGUGUCAAGUUCGAUGGACUGUGGAUUGACAUGAAUGAACCUGCAAGUUUUGUUCAUGGGUCUGUGAAUGACUGUAAAGAUGACAAACUGAAACCCCCUUACAUGCCAGAUCUUGAAUCAAGGAGCAUGGGGCUCAAUCACAAGACCCUGUGUAUGGAAAGUGAACAGAUCCUACCUGACGGGACAUCAGUCAGGCACUACGAUGUACAUAAUCUUUAUGGAUGGUCGCAAACACAGACAACACUGGAUUCGUUGCAGAAAGUAACUGGAGAACGAGGCCUUGUGGUGACUCGUUCAACAUUCCCAACCAGUGGCCAGUGGUCUGGACAUUGGCUUGGAGACAACACAGCCAGCUGGGACCAAAUGCACAAAUCAAUCAUUGGAAUGAUGGAGUUCAGUCUGUUUGGAAUAUCCUAUACUGGAGCAGAUAUCUGCGGCUUUUUUCAAAACACCACCUAUGAACUGUGUCUUCGAUGGUCGCUCCUUGGAGCAUUUUAUCCCUAUUCGAGGAACCACAAUUCAAUAGGAACAAGGCCCCAAGAUCCUACAUCCUGGGAUGAAACAUUUGAAAACCAUACAAGAAAUGUUCUAGAAACACGUUACAUGUUGUUGCCGUACCUCUACACACUGCUGUAUGAUGCUCACGUCAGCGGCAGCACUGUGAUAAGACCAUUGCUGCACGAGUUUUAUGCAGACAAAUCGACGUGGGAUAUCGAUGAGCAGUUCCUUUGGGGUGCAGCAAUAAUGAUUACUCCUGUACUUAAAAUGGGGGCAACUAAUGUAACUGGUUACAUUCCCAACACUCGCUGGUAUGAUUUUAAGACGAAAAAAGAGAUCAAUGUGAGAGGAAAGUGGCUGGAAAUGCCCACACCACUUGAGCACAUUAAUCUUCAUGUUAGAGGUGGCUAUGUUAUUCCCUGGCAAUCACCAGCAAACAACACAUAUUAUAGCCGAAAAGAGUAUAUGGGACUAUUUGUUGCCUUGGAUGACAAUAGUCAGGCCGAAGGUCAUAUUUUCUGGGAUGAUGGACAGACAAUUGAUUCAGUUGCAAAAGAAGAAUACUUCCUAGGUACCUUUAGCGUUAAACAGAACGUUUUGACAACCGCCAUAAAGCAAAACCAUAUCAAGAGCACAGCAAGCGAGCUGAAACUGGCAGUUGUCGAAGUCUGGGGAAUAGAGAACACCCCUAUUGCAAGCGUGACUGCCCAUUAUAAUGGCACAGACCAUCAAAUCAACGAUUUUAGUGUCACGGAACAGACACUCAUCAUCCAAAUGGUCAAAAACGAUUUCUAUAUUGACCAACCAUUGCGAAUCACUUGGAAAACAACAUGAGUUUCUAACAAACGCGCCGAAAGACACAUGCAGACGUGUUGAUGAUUGUUUUUGUAAGAAUUUUUAACUUUUUAAUAUACACAAUGCAAAGAUUCCGAGAUGAAAUGAUCAUUUGUAACAAUGUGUUGGAAUAUCAUUUGUUUCUACAAUUCUGCUUAAUGUCCUUUGAACUUGUGAAUUAAAAAGGCUUUCGAUAGUUCAAAAA